AAAUUCCAAAGGUGGUUCAAAUUUUCAGUUACAAAAUUUUGAAAAAAUAAUUUUUCGAACUGGUUAGAUGGAAUUAUUUUUGCAAUAGUCACGUUUUGAUCAGCCUAAAUACAUCUGUUUUGAUUUUGCUCACUGUUCUGCAUAUAGGGCGAUCACGAUGUCCAUCGUAGUGCUCGAAAAUAUGGAAAUAGUUAAUAAUAGUGAUGCUGGAACUGGCGAAUCUUAUGAAAAUUUGGAUCUGGAGGAGGAGGAAACAUGUUUUCAGGACAUUGACUUACUUUUGGAGUAUAAUAUCUCCAUAGAUGACAUAAAGUUAUUGAAGAAAAUGGGAAUAAACACUAUAAAAGGCAUACAAAUGACUGUCAGAAAGAAGUUCCUGGAUAUGAAAGGUUUCAAUGAUGAUAAGGUAGAUAAAAUCAAAGAAGCAUGCUGUAAAAUAGCCUCAGGUCAUGGAUUUAUGACUGCCCUUGAAGUAUGUGAUCAGAGAAAACAAAUAUUCAAACUCCCAACUGGUAGCACAAAGUUAGAUAAAUUAAUGGGAGGAGGAAUUGAAUCAAUGUCCAUCACUGAAGUGUUUGGAGAAUUUCGAACAGGAAAGACACAGUUUUCCCAUACCCUUUGUGUCACUGCCCAAAUGCCUGGUCCAAAUGGUUACCUUGGAGGAAAAGUUAUGUUCAUUGAUACUGAACAUACCUUCCGACCAGAACGAUUACGCCCCAUUGCUGAAAGAUAUAAUUUGGACCAGAACGCUGUUCUCGAGAAUAUUUUGUAUGCCAGAGCCUACAAUUCUGAGCAUCAGUUUGAGCUGCUGAACAGUGUUGCCGCCAAAUUCCACGAAGAACCCGGCAUCUUUAAGCUGCUGAUCGUCGAUUCCAUCAUGGCCCUCUUCCGAGUGGACUUCUCUGGUAGAGGAGAAAUGGCCGACCGUCAGCAGAAGCUGGGCCAGAUGAUGUCGCGUCUGCAGAAGAUCAGCGAGGAGUACAACGUCGCCGUCUUCAUUACCAAUCAGAUCACGGCCGAUUUCAACCUGUUGAAUGUGGACGGCGACUUGCUGAAACCUGUAGGCGGGAAUAUUUUGGCGCAUGCGUCGACGACUAGGCUAGCGCUGAAGAAGGAGAAGGGGAACAGGCGGCUGGCGAAGAUUUACGAUAGUCCGGACCUGGAGGAGAGCGAGGUUAUUUAUGUGAUUACAAACGGAGGUAUUGAUGAUGUCAAAGAUUGAAUUUACCGAAUUUCGAUACUGUUGCAUCAUCGUUUUUUAUGCUGUGCUAUGAAUUUGUUGAAUGUUGUUGUUUUUCGAAUGUUUGCCAUGUUUUUAAUUAGUAAUACGUAAUAAGAACUAUAAAUAAUGUUCCUGUUAAGGUCCAAAGAUUGAGAAAACAAAUAUAAAUAUAUAUUUUCAGAUAAUUAUUAUGUUCAUUCAUUGUUAUUGUGUGGAUACAACGAAUUCUUGCGUUUUUUACCCUGUAAAUUCCUUCUUUUAUGGUAUGAUUUCAAAAAUAAUGAACUCAAAUUCAUAUCAUAUCAUAUUUGAUAGAAAGGUGAUUGAUAACUUGUCAGAAUAAGAGCCCCACUAAGCAAAGUUGAAAGAUAUGUUGAUGCAAUGUUGAAGCAAUUACUGAAAAGGACGUUCAGCAAUAUUGCGAAGGUGAAGUUUGAUUAUGUAGCGUUGCAGCAAUAUAACAUGUUGCUGUGAGAUUGCUGGAACGUUACAUUCACAAAUUCACAUUCGCAAUAUUGCGGAACGUCUGUUUCAGUAAUUGGUACAACCUUGCAUCAACAAAGCUUUCAGAUUUGCUUAGUGGGAGGAGAUUGGUGAAUUCAAAAUUAAUUCCUUGAAUUCAACCAAUAGGCGAAAUAUAGUAAUGUCAUAACAUGAUUGCGUCAAUUUUUUGAUAAAAUUUACUGUGAUACUUACACGUGUAUACGGCUCGUCAGCAUUAGCCUCCAUAUUCUCAUCAUCAAUACUGAAAUUUCAUUGAAUUCGAAAAAACCUAACAGAAUCGAUUUUUAGAACACAUUUCAAUGAUAGGUGGCUCAACUUCACCCUACUCCGCAGCAUUUUGAUUAUCACUAAAAAUUUCAUCAAAUUCAUAAUCUAGACAGAAGCAAUUCUCAGAAAUCAUAAAUAGCUAUCAAUACCUCAGCAUAAUGACAUAUUUCUGCCAUUCGAAAAGCUCAGCAUCAAGCUCAUCGUCUGAGCCAUUAUUGUCGUUCUAGAUGACAAGGUA
Messenger RNA from Phaedon cochleariae (mustard beetle), 2231 nucleotides. The record is from the annotation of a GenBank genome assembly. NCBI's taxonomy places the organism in Eukaryota, Metazoa, Arthropoda, Insecta, Coleoptera, Chrysomelidae.